Messenger RNA from Lotus japonicus, 1638 nucleotides. RefSeq lists its product as uncharacterized. Bases 1 to 1638 code for a protein of 545 amino acids. The transcript has a single exon. The record is from RefSeq and is a predicted model, not a curated record. Gene Ontology annotation, molecular function: nucleic acid binding; zinc ion binding. Lineage: Eukaryota; Viridiplantae; Streptophyta; Magnoliopsida; Fabales; Fabaceae.
AUGGACGUUGAGAUGGAGAAAGUGGCGCCGACCGCCGGUGAGGAUGUUUUCACCCGGAAAAAACCCCCGGAGGGGGGUUCUCCACCGCAACGGAUGUCUUUCAAAGAGAAGCUGAUGGGGGGCAAGGACAAACAACCCAACAAGGAACGAAUUGACUUGUUCGAUGCUGGAAAGAUGAGAGUCGAGUAUGUGGAUGACAACCCUACGCUCCCACGCAUCAGGGUAGACAAGUCAAUCAUUGAAUCCAUGUGUGCACCAUGGAAAGAGGCCCUGGUUGUAUGCCUGCUAGGUAAACGCUUGGGGUACCGCACGAUGAAAGCGAAACUAGAAAGCACCUGGAAACCAACGGGGGGCUUUGAUUUAAUGGAUGUGGACAAUGGUUUCUACUUGGUGACGUUUGAUCAGGAAGAAGACAAGAACAAGGUCAUGGGAGGAGGACCAUGGAUGAUAUUCGAUCACUAUCUAGCUGUAUCGACGUGGAGUGCGGAGUUUAUCUCGCCGGCGGCUAGGGUACUCAAAACCCUCGCUUGGAUCCGAAUCCCUGGGCUGAAUGUAGCAUUCUAUGAUGAGAGCUUCCUCUUAUCAGUGGCCCGAGUGCUUGGCAAGCCUAUCAAGGUGGAUAUAAAUACCCUGUCCGGGGAUAGAGGAAGGUUUGCAAGGAUUUGCAUAGAGCUUGAUCUCACCAAGGCAGUGAUAGGAAGGAUUUGCAUUGAAGAUUUCUGGUACAAGGUCGAGUACGAGGGCCGUCAUGUGAUCUGUACUAAGUGUGGCUGUUAUGGCCAUAGAAGCAGAGAGUGCAAAGGAGCACCACCGAUGAAGAUGCAGAAGCCGACAACAGAAGGAGUACCGUUGAAGGAAAGUGGCUCAGGGGUACCUACGGAGAGACAAACUCAGGCUACGACGGCUGGCGCAGCCGCCGGAGCACAGGCGAGAAUGGAAAUGGAAGUGCAGAAAUCUACGCACGAGAAUGUCGCGCCCGAUUACUCGAAUGGGCCCCAAAGUCAGGCGGAAAAUAGGGACGUGGCAAGCAUAGCAGUUAAGCCAAACAAUCAAAAUCCCACGAUGGACGCUGCUGAAGUGGAAAUUCUGGGAGAUUGGAUGACGGUGACAAAAAAGAAAAAGAAAGUGUUGAGAUCAGGAAGCAAUAAUGGGGGAACGAAUCCCGGGAAAAUUGCACAGAAAGAGGAGCAACGGAAACCUACAAGAGGCAAAUCCCAAGCUGCUAAAACCAAGGGAGUCGGUGGAGGGAAUAUUCCACUCAAUAUGGAAUUUCGGAAAAAGGAGGAAAAGGUGGGGACACCAAUAGCUAUUCAAAGCACUAAGGGAACCAAAUCUGGCACGGUGGGGCCCUUUACUGGUUUUCCCACAGACUUCCAAGUUGGUAGCUCAAGCACGGAUUGGCUACAUUCGAAUAACAAAAAACGGCGUACCAGACCAGGUGUAAACGAAAAAAGAGGUGGCCCCAGCCUGGGCCCUUUACAAAUCCUCUCCCAUCCGGUUGGUGACCCCACUAAACCUGUGGUAUUUGGAGUCCAACAAUUUGUUGAAGAAAAAGCGCAGGAACACAUGCAAUGUUUGCCAGAACAAAAUGUUCCAAUGCCCAGAGAAGGGGGUGGUGCCACCCCAGGAGGCGAAUGA